AUGAAAUUCUUUUCCCAGAUCCUGGCAACGGUGGCUCUACUGGCAACCGGCACUAUUGAGGGAGGUACUGCGGCGGACGACCAUUUUUCCGGUAAUUUUGGCACACUGUAUGGCGAGCCGCACGGCAAACCUUUCGACGAUUCAAGUUUUGCCAGGGCCGGGGAAAUCGUGCAAUCCGUCUCGAUCCGCACCGGCGAGCGUGUGAACGGCGUUGGAAUUGCCGUUGAGGUCCCGGGAGGAAAGCGGGCGUCUCAGUUCCGCGGCGGUGAGGGUCGCGAAACCCAAACGCUCAUUAUGAGACCCGGUGAGCGCGUUAAGUGCAUCGAGGCCCACACGGGUAAACACCAUGGUCGUACGCGCGUCAGGUACAUCAAGAUUACCUCCACGACGGGUAAAGAAAUCAAAUGUGGCACCAUGGCGUCAGACAAGGCAGGAGCUAUCGAUGGCUUCCAACUUGGUGGCUUCCAUGGGUCUUCGGACGUGGAGCUUGACCAAAUGGGCGCGAUCUGGGUCGUGAAUUAG
Messenger RNA from Phytophthora sojae, 522 nucleotides. RefSeq lists its product as hypothetical. Bases 1 to 522 code for a protein of 173 amino acids. Lineage: Eukaryota; Oomycota; Peronosporomycetes; Peronosporales; Peronosporaceae. The record is from RefSeq and is a predicted model, not a curated record. The transcript has a single exon.